Messenger RNA from Trichobilharzia regenti, 787 nucleotides. NCBI's taxonomy places the organism in Eukaryota, Metazoa, Platyhelminthes, Trematoda, Strigeidida, Schistosomatidae. The record is from the annotation of a GenBank genome assembly.
AACCUUGGGAGGUUAGAUGAAAUGGUCCUUGGGCCCAGUUGAUUUUUAGUUGUUUGGUGUGCUUGGUGUCUGGAGUGUUGCAGAAUAACAACCAAAAGUUAUAUCAUUAAUUAAUCUAUGCAUAUAUUACAUUGUGCAGUGUGUUUUGAUUUUAAUAUGUAUUUCCCUAUAUUUGUACAUUCUUUACAUAAUUAUAUUACUUAUUCCAAAUGGUUGAGAGCAGUAUUUUCGAUGAUAUUCCCGAGGAGAUAAGUGCACAGCUAGUGUCUUUCUCAGAAGCUACUGAUAAUGUUGAACAGCUUGUGAAAGAAGUUGCCAAUUUUCGUGACACUUCUGGUGGUCAGGCCAAUGAUCUAGAUACUAUUAAAAAUGACCUGGUAUUGUGUUAUUCCUUCAAUGCACUAUUUUUUAUGUACCUUAGGUGUAAUGGUGUCGAAACUAAAAGUCAUCCAAUUAUGCAGGAAUUGGAUCGUGUAAUGGCAGCACUGAAAAGGUGUAGAUCUUUAGUCGAGAAAGAGACCACUGCACGCUUAAAAUUGGAUAAAGAAGCUACAACAAGAAUUGUUAAACAUGCCUUAUGGAAAUCUGCUCAUACGAAACCUAAAAGACGUCGUUUAGAUACAUCUUCAUUGAACAAUACUGCGCAAUGAAUGUUGGUUUUCUGCUUCCCCAUUCAGAUGUACAAAAAUAAAAUAUAACUUUUGUAUUUCUUCAGUUCCUUUUGGGUGUUUUUUUUAUAUUUUUCUUAUAUAAAGUAGCGUACUAGUUGUUAGUACAAAAAAAGGAA